GAGGGGAGUGGCGGAGCUCAGCUGAUGCUCUUGGAGACCAAGCUCUCACAUAGAACACAUUGAGCAGCUGGAGCUGUCACAGGCUGGGGACUGAGGCUUCCCUGAGAGACAACACACAAUACCCACAAUACCCACACAAUACCCACAAUACCCACACAAUACCCACAGUGCUCAGCCGGCUGCACUCACCGGCACGGAUUGCCCUGCUCUACAGUGAACUGUCCUUCAGCACCCAGGGAACUGCUCCCCAUCUACAGACCCCCCCCUCAUCCCCAUAGCAUCCUCUGCUCCACUUCCAGGGAUAUCUACUCUUCCAGGACUAUCUGCACUGACCCUGCCUGCCUGCGUCCUGCUCGCACACAGACCCCUGCAGCACACAGCAAGACUCCCAGCCUAGGAUUGUGUUAUCCCCCCUAGGAGGAGAGAGGAGCGAGCUCAGCAAGGGAGGAACAUGUCUUCUGCAACAUCACCUAUCAUUCUGAAAUGGGACCCCAAAAGCUUGGAAAUCAGGACCCUUACUGUGGAGAGCCUGCUGGAGCCGCUAGUAACCCAGGUCACUACCCUCGUCAACACCAGCAACAAAGGCCCCUCUGGUAAAAAGAAAGGGAGGUCGAAGAAGGCCCACGUGCUGGCAGCUUCCGUGGAACAGGCCACCCAGAACUUCCUGGAGAAGGGCGAGCAGAUCGCCAAGGAAAGUCAGGAUCUCAAGGAGGAGCUCAUCUCUGCUGUGGAAGACGUCCGGAAACAAGGAGACACUAUGAGAAUCACCUCUUCAGAGUUUGCAGAUGAUCCUUGCUCUUCGGUGAAACGUGGCACCAUGGUGAGGGCGGCCCGGGCGCUCCUGUCGGCUGUCACUCGACUGCUCAUCCUGGCAGACAUGGCCGAUGUCAUGAGGCUCUUAAUCCAUCUAAAAAUUGUGGAAGAAGCUUUGGAAUCGGUAAAGAAUGCAACCAAUGAGCAGGACCUGGCCCAUCGCUUUAAAGAAUUUGGGAAAGAGAUGGUGAAACUGAACUACGUGGCAGCAAGGAGGCAACAGGAACUGAAAGACCCUCAUUGCCGGGAUGAAAUGGCGGCUGCCCGCGGUGCCCUGAAGAAGAAUGCCACCAUGCUAUACACCGCCUCCCAGGCCUUUCUCCGCCACCCUGACGUGGCAGCCACCCGCGCCAACCGGGAUUAUGUGUUCAAGCAAGUGCAAGAGGCCAUAGCUGGGAUCGCUAACGCCGCCCAGGCCACCUCGCCCACCGACGAGAAACAGGCACACACUGGCAUCGGCGAACUGGCCGCCGCCCUCAAUGAGUUUGAUAACAAGAUCAUACUAGAUCCCUUGACCUUCAGUGAAGCACGGUUCCGCCCGUCUCUUGAAGAGAAGCUGGAAAGUAUAAUCAGUGGUGCGGCUCUAAUGGCAGACUCCUCUUGCACACGCGACGACCGCCGAGAAAGAAUCGUAGCCGAGUGCAACUCCGUCAGACAGGCCCUCCAGGAUCUGCUGAGCGAGUACAUGAACAAUAGUGGAAGAAAAGAAAAAGGGGACCCACUGAACAUUGCCAUCGACAAAAUGACCAAAAAAACAAGAGAUCUGCGUAGACAGCUUCGGAAGGCGGUAAUGGACCAUAUCUCAGAUUCCUUUCUGGAGACUAAUGUUCCCCUGCUGGUUCUUAUUGAGGCAGCAAAGAAUGGCAAUGAGAAAGAGGUGAAGGAAUAUGCUCAAGUCUUCCGCGAGCAUGCCAACAAAUUGGUUGAGGUGGCUAAUCUGGCUUGUUCCAUUUCCAAUAAUGAAGAAGGAGUGAAGUUAGUCCGGAUGGCGGCGACCCAGAUUGACAGCCUCUGCCCACAGGUCAUUAAUGCAGCCUUGACACUGGCGGCCAGACCCCAAAGUAAAGUCGCUCAAGACAACAUGGAUGUCUUCAAGGAUCAGUGGGAGAAACAGGUCCGGGUUCUGACAGAGGCCGUUGAUGACAUCACAUCGGUUGAUGACUUCCUCUCUGUCUCAGAGAACCACAUUCUGGAGGAUGUGAAUAAAUGUGUCAUAGCUCUGCAAGAAGGUGAUGUAGAUACGCUUGACCGAACAGCGGGGGCAAUAAGAGGCCGCGCCGCCAGAGUCAUCCAUAUCAUUAACGCCGAAAUGGAAAAUUAUGAAGCCGGGGUUUACACUGAGAAGGUUCUAGAUGCCACCAAACUUCUAUGUGAAACUGUGAUGCCCCGUUUUGCUGAACAAGUUGAAUUUGCCAUCGAAGCGUUAAGUGCAAAUAUUCCCCAACCGUUUGAGGAGAAUGAAUUCAUCGAUGCGUCCCGCUUGGUUUAUGAUGGAGUCCGGGACAUACGGAAAGCUGUGCUCAUGAUAAGGACUCCCGAAGAGCUGGAAGAUGAUUCAGACUUUGAACAAGAGGAUUAUGAUGUCAGAAGCCGGACCAGUGUUCAGACUGAGGAUGACCAGCUUAUUGCUGGCCAAAGUGCCCGAGCGAUCAUGGCUCAACUUCCACAAGAAGAGAAAGCAAAAAUCGCAGAGCAAGUGGAGAUCUUCCAUCAAGAGAAGAGCAAACUGGAUGCUGAAGUGGCCAAAUGGGAUGACAGCGGAAAUGACAUCAUUGUCUUGGCCAAACAGAUGUGUAUGAUCAUGAUGGAAAUGACAGAUUUUACCAGAGGGAAAGGCCCACUAAAGAACACAUCUGAUGUGAUUAAUGCGGCUAAGAAGAUUGCCGAGGCCGGCUCCCGGAUGGACAAGUUGGCUCGGGCUGUCGCUGAUCAGUGCCCUGACUCAGCAUGUAAGCAGGACCUAAUAGCGUAUCUCCAGCGGAUUGCCCUCUACUGCCAUCAGCUCAACAUCUGCAGUAAAGUGAAAGCGGAAGUUCAGAAUCUGGGCGGUGAAUUAAUUGUUUCAGGGACUGCAGUGCAGAGCACUUUCACUACAUUUUAUGAAGUAGCAGGUGAUGUGAUAGCAGGAGGCAGGGACAGUCAACUUUCCCUCGACCUGCUCCCCUCCUGCACUGAAGGAUCUCUUUUCGGAAGUGGAAGCAGGGACUCUACUAUGCUGGAUAGCGCAACAUCCUUGAUCCAGGCAGCUAAGAAUUUGAUGAAUGCUGUUGUCCUCACUGUCAAGGCCUCCUAUGUGGCCUCUACGAAAUAUCAGAAGGUUUAUGGCACGGCCGCGGUCAACUCCCCCGUUGUGUCGUGGAAGAUGAAAGCACCUGAAAAGAAACCUCUGGUGAAAAGGGAAAAGCCAGAGGAAUACCAGACGCGAGUAAGGAGAGGAUCCCAGAAGAAGCACAUCUCUCCUGUACAGGCUCUAAGUGAAUUCAAAGCUAUGGAUUCAUUCUAAAACACUAGGCUUUAAUAUGAGGAUUUUUUUAAAAAGUCAUUUUUUUGUAUGCAUACCUGCCGACUUGUAUGCGUCUGGCAUGAAGGAAGACAAAUUGUAGUGUCAAAAUGUGCAUGCUACCCGAGGUUUUACCCCAUUUAACGUUAAUUUGCAAUAAAGCAAACCCAGAGACGACUAAUAUAGUAUUAACCCUACCUAAGGCCAUUGUGGUUCCCUUAGCUUUUAACCUUGGCCGUCGAGGGCCCAAAAAAAAUAAUAAUAUUUUUCAAGCUUUGACACUGAAGAAUAAUGUCUGCCAAUGAGUUUCAUUGGAAUAUUCAGAAGGGCUUCAUUGUAAAAUAUAUAAUGCAUGCAGGAAACAUUAGGUUGGCAGGUAUCUAGGCUAACAAUGGAAGGGUGUCGGCCAUUCAGCUUGUAAUGCUUUUGUUUCAGUGCACAAAUAUAAAUAGACAAUUUACCUAAGUGUGUGGCCCAGAUGACUGAGUAAUAAACUUCAACAUUUUUUUGUCAUAGUACGUUGCUACGGAAUGAAAAACUAGAAUAAUAAUCCGACUGAGAGCGUUCCCAUUAUUGUGUAUUUUGUUCUGUAUGUUCCAAUGUGUAAUUUAACGACAUGUGACCAUAUAACCCCCCCCCCCGGAAAGUAACCGCUAAAUUGAAUCUGUAUGGUGCAAAUGUGAAAACACAAUAAAGUGACUGGCAUCAUAUUAUAUUAGAAUUGCUACAUCGCUUUAUGGUGGAAUGUGUGUUGGUUUGGAAACUAAAUGACAACGUGGCGGCUUAAAAGCCAAGCGCUCAACGCGAGCAGCUCGGAAUCUCGGUAUCUAUUAUGCCUUUCCAUUCACUAACUCAAUAAAGUCAUUGGCUCAUUAUUGUACA
Messenger RNA from Xenopus tropicalis (tropical clawed frog), 4195 nucleotides. It is a transcript of the gene ctnna2, whose product is annotated as catenin alpha 2. The record is from RefSeq and is a predicted model, not a curated record. Gene Ontology annotation, molecular function: actin filament binding; cadherin binding; structural molecule activity. Lineage: Eukaryota; Metazoa; Chordata; Amphibia; Anura; Pipidae. The coding region runs from base 452 to 3316 and encodes 954 amino acids. Gene Ontology annotation, biological process: cell adhesion. Gene Ontology annotation, cellular component: adherens junction; actin cytoskeleton; nucleus. The transcript has 19 exons.